Messenger RNA from Gopherus flavomarginatus (Mexican gopher tortoise), 4121 nucleotides. It is a transcript of the gene YES1, whose product is annotated as YES proto-oncogene 1, Src family tyrosine kinase. Gene Ontology annotation, cellular component: extrinsic component of cytoplasmic side of plasma membrane. Gene Ontology annotation, molecular function: non-membrane spanning protein tyrosine kinase activity; signaling receptor binding; ATP binding. The transcript is spliced from 8 exons. The coding region runs from base 675 to 2090 and encodes 471 amino acids. Gene Ontology annotation, biological process: cell surface receptor protein tyrosine kinase signaling pathway; cell differentiation; innate immune response. Lineage: Eukaryota; Metazoa; Chordata; Testudines; Testudinidae. The record is from RefSeq and is a predicted model, not a curated record.
GAUUUUUACAAGAAAAGAAAUUUGAGUAAAUGGUACAAGGGUAUGUUUACAUUGCAAUGGGCUCAUUCAGGCUUGAGCCCAAACCCCCCUUUUGUCUACAGACUCAUCUCUCAGGCUCGGACCUAGGAAUCCAGCAGCGACCAAAGGUUGGGCCUAUUACUUUUUGAUGUAGACACAAAGUGCAUGCACACACCUCUUCGGGACUCUGGGAAUCUGACAAAAGUAUCCCAUGGGACAACUUCCAUUGUCUUCUCUAUCCCAAGAAUCUCCUGUCGACUCCAGGGAAAUGGAAGCACCCCCCCUUGGUGUAGUGCAGCAGCUCCAUGAGUCAGCGUUUAACUUUUCUGUUGUCUUCUGAACACUGAGCUGCAAACAUGCCAUCAGAGAGCCUUCUGUGUGUACAGUGGAGACUGAGCAGAACAGGCCUUUUGCAAAGUACACUGCUUCGUGGUCAUGGGUGCACAGCCAGAUUUUGGUGCAUCUCUAGAGUGAGCCCAGCAAAACAGUGGAUUUUAGUAAGAGUACCGGGAAUGACUACACAUACCAGCAAAUAACAAAGAAGCUGGCAGCACUGAAAAUUAACCAGAGUGGAUUAAGUGGCUCAAGACUGAGUACAUGAAAACAAGAACCAAAACUACACCUUGGACAACUUGCCAACAUCAUGCCUGUUCUAUAUGGAGUUUGACUGGAUACUAGGCACUACACUGAACAUGGAGCCAACAGUAGUGCACCAUGACUUGGUCAGCCAGAAUGGCUCCCUUCUAGUCCCAGAAUCCAACGUGGGGACUGAUAGGAGCCAGCAGCAGGUGCCAAGUGAUUACAGUGAAGUGACUGUUACUGAAACCGGUCCCAGAGGAGGUUUUUGUAGCAGGAGAAGCAGCAGCACAUCCUGGGGCCAUACUCAAAGGAGCUGUUUGAUUUCCCCCACCCACCCACCUGCCCCCCUGGAGGCACAGCCCACUGUGGAACCUGCAGCAAAUACUGAAGGGACAGAAGUUGCCCCUGGACCUGGCCCCUUGAUCUCUACUGGCUGUGGUAGCUCCACAGCUCACCCACACUACAGCAGACACCUGGGUCAGUGUGCCUUCGUGGACCAUUCCAAGAGGAAGCAUUUCCGUGAUGAAUUUGUGAUUGAAGGUCUGGACAUGGUCAACAAGCAGGUCCAAUACCAUAAACAGAGAGAACAUGCUGAUGGCCUGUGUCAUAAACUAACGACUGUGUGUCCAACUGUGAAACCCCAGACCCAGGGACUAUCAAAAGAUGCCUGGGAAAUACCUAGAGAGUCUUUGCGGCUAGAAGUUAAGCUGGGCCAAGGAUGCUUUGGAGAAGUAUGGAUGGGAACUUGGAAUGGAACCACAAAAGUAGCAAUCAAAACACUAAAACCUGGUACAAUGAUGCCAGAAGCUUUCCUGCAGGAGGCUCAGAUCAUGAAGAAAUUACGACAUGAUAAACUUGUUCCGCUAUAUGCUGUUGUUUCUGAGGAGCCAAUCUUCAUAGUCACUGAAUUCAUGACAAAAGGUAGCUUACUAGACUUCCUUAAAGAAGGAGAAGGGAAAUGCUUAAAACUUCCACAGUUAGUUGACAUGGCUGCUCAGAUUGCUGAUGGCAUGGCGUACAUUGAAAGAAUGAACUACAUCCACAGAGACCUUCGGGCAGCUAACAUUCUUGUAGGAGACAAUCUUGUGUGUAAAAUUGCAGAUUUUGGUUUAGCAAGGUUAAUAGAAGACAAUGAGUACACUGCCAGACAAGGAGCCAAAUUUCCAAUUAAAUGGACAGCUCCUGAGGCAGCAUUAUAUGGUCGGUUUACAAUCAAAUCUGAUGUGUGGUCAUUUGGAAUUUUGCUGACAGAACUGGUAACAAAGGGUAGAGUGCCAUAUCCAGGGAUGGUGAAUCGUGAAGUUCUGGAACAAGUAGAACGUGGGUAUAGGAUGCCUUGCCCACAGGGCUGUCCAGAGUCUCUCCAUGAAUUAAUGAAACUGUGUUGGAAGAAGGACCCUGAUGAAAGACCAACAUUUGAAUAUAUUCAGUCUUUCUUGGAAGAUUACUUCACUGCUACAGAACCACAGUACCAACCUGGAGACAAUUUAUAAGUCGUCAACCUACAUAACAUGCACAAAUCUGCCAAAUGUAAAAGACUUUCAACGGGUUCCUCGCUUCUUUAAAGGAAUCAAAGGAAGGAAAAUCUUCACUCUGCAUGCUUUUAAUGGCAAACUGGAAUUCCACACUACAGUUGCACAAAACCACUUUUAAACUGUUAUACCCUAAUUUACCAAUGAUGUGAUUUCCUCUCCCUUCCCCUCUUCCCCCCAAAAAAAAUGAUUUCAGGGUCCAAAAGGAGUGUGCUGAAAUUACUCAGUGGUAAAGUGAGUGUUGGCAUGACAAUUACUAGCAAAAAAAAAAAAAAAAAAAAAAAAAACCCUAACAUUUUAAAUUAUUUACCUAGCAUUUAAUAAUACAUUCUAUUAAAGGGAGAAUUGUCUUAAAUUACACGCGAGCUUGGGGUGGAAAAACUUUUAAACAAAGGAACUUUAUGGGACCAAACAGUUCCAUUCCAGUUCUAUAAAAUUUCCUGUGUUCAGAAUUAGAUGAACUUUUUCCUUAAAGAUGGUACAGCCAUAUCUGAGAUACUGAUAGUAAUCUUCAGUUUAAGCUUCCUCUUGCAUGGACUUAAUUAGGAUAGACAAGGUUAAAACAGAAAUUUUAAACAGUGUAUGACAAACUUGAUUAAAUGCUAGACCUCAGUAGUGGAAUUGGAGAGAAUAAUGCACUGUGUUCAUAUUUGUAUUAAUGUAACUGGAAAGUAGCAUGAGAGAUUUUUCAUUUUUAUUUUUUUCUGCAUAGUUAAGAAUAAUGAAGAUAUCUAGAAAAUGAGGUAAUAUUUUAUAAAGUUGUGUUGAUAAAAUAUGAUCAAGUUUGAACUUGAAACCAUACAGUACAAUCAGAGGGAAAAUUCUCUAAUCUUUUAAGCUCCCAUCCUACAAUGAGCUCUGUGUGGGAAGACUACCUAAACAAAACUCAUUGCAAGAUCAAGAUCUUAGCUGGUAAAUGGUCACCUUUAGACAGUACACAUUAAAACCCAGAUUUGGUACUGUGGGAUGUGGCUAGUAUGUAUUAACGGUGAUGGGUGCCACAAAUGUAAAAUGACACUAGUUCAGGGAUUUGAUUGCACUUUUGCUUUUCUUGACUAUAAAGACUCUUACACACAGAAUUAUUUAAGUGAGAAUAAAUAGGAGAAGAAAAUGUGAAGGUUUAAAAAUUAGAGGGAUAAAGUAUAUUUAAUAUUGACAUCAUACAGUGAUGACAAACCUUUGCUGGCAUUCAGCUCAGCUCACACUGCAUCUACAAUAUUUUCUUCAACUACUGACAUAUUAAGCAAUAACUUCAUGUCCUCUGUUCAUCUGGUGGCAUGAAGUUUAGAAUUUCAAAUUAAGCUAACAUACUUUAAUUAUUAAACUAAAUGGUUUUCUCUAGAAUCAUGAUGAUGAUCAUACUAUCAGUGUAACACUAUCUGACAAAUGAAUUUCAUGCAAGUGGGCAAUAUAGUUCUGGUACUAAAAAUUGUUUUUCACAUGUUUACACUACAUUCUUCAUACUGAAUCUCUCCACUAAAUGGAACUUUGUAAGAACAGUGCCAUCAUUUUGCAUUUUCCCUUAUCUUCUAUACACAUGUGUUUAUCAAAUUUUAAAAGGGCUUUAUGUAAAAAACCAAGAACACUAUGGAAUUGUAAUUUUUUUUCUAAAUAUUUUAAAAUGGGUAACACAAUCAUACAAGUUUAUGUACUAAUACAGUUACAAUAAAAAUGCCAGAAAAUGGUGCUGGCAUUAAUUGGAUUUUAAUGACUGAAUGGAACAAUUUUCCUUGUAAUAACAUUUGUAUAGUAAAGAAAUAAAACACUAACUUAAUGAGUUUGUUCAUUGUAAAUGGUUGUGUAUUAUAGAACUUCUCCAGAAAGAGUUUCUGUAUGUAUAUGAAAUUUUUAUUUUUAAUCGUCUUUCACCUCAAGACAUUGAUAUGGAUCUUACCCUAACAAGAAGUUCAAAGUUCACAUUACACUUUUUAUAUAAUAGUAAUAAGUUUAUAAAAAUACUUAAUUACAUAAUUAAAGUAUGGCAUUGUGGAA